Zygotorulaspora mrakii is the source of this 1467-nucleotide messenger RNA. It is a transcript of the gene MSS51, whose product is annotated as Mss51p. Gene Ontology annotation, cellular component: extrinsic component of mitochondrial inner membrane. NCBI's taxonomy places the organism in Eukaryota, Fungi, Ascomycota, Saccharomycetes, Saccharomycetales, Saccharomycetaceae. The record is from RefSeq and is a predicted model, not a curated record. The transcript has a single exon. Bases 1 to 1467 code for a protein of 488 amino acids. Gene Ontology annotation, biological process: mitochondrial respiratory chain complex IV assembly.
AUGGCUUCUUCUCUCUUGAAAAACCUAUAUCAUUGUUUACGUGCUCAGAAGCAAACGCUCCAGACGCCUAUUUUUUUUUUUUACAACUCUAGCAUAUACACGAGAUGCAAGAUGAUCAAGAGAGAGGUUGAAUCUGCAUUUGAGCUUGGUUUGUUCAGACUUGUGAUAAAUAUGUCUACGAUGCUUACAGCUGCUCAGUUUAUGGCACCUUUAAGGGGCAUUCCGAGCGCCCGUUCGGUCAAGCUGUUGAGCCAAAAAAGAAGUAUCAUAGGAUUUGUAAGAAAUGCACUAGGGCUAGAUCCGCCUCCUUCGCCGGACGAGCCAACCCCAGAUAAUCGAUUUCAUCCAUGGGAUCAAUCGCCUGCAGGUGAUCUGCGUGAGCGUGCAGCCAGGAUAAGGACACUGGCACGUUGCCCAGUGACAGGGAAGGAGAUAAAUUACACAUGUCCACUCUCAGGAAUUCCAACUCAUCAUUCUCGAGAGGCCUGGGAGCAAGAUAAAGCAUAUCAUGAGUCUAAAAAAUACGAACUAUUAAAGAAAGUUAACAUUUACGAACACGAUUUGAGAAGCGGCAGACCAUUCCCAGAGUUCGAUUUCCCGCAGGACCAGGAUAGCGAUCGUACGGUUAAUAUGACCAAUUGGGAUUUGUUCUUCUACACAAGGCAAUUUUACAGUAUGGAUACCGAAUUUCAGUUAGCUGCCGUUACAAAAAUGUUGAGUUAUCCAAUUACGAUAGGGGCUAUACUGCAUCAGUUCUCUCCUUACUCACUGAAUCCGAAGGGACCUGUUACGUUAGAAGGUUUGAAGUCCUUGGCUGCGCUGCGUUACACUCUGUAUCCCUAUGAAAAUAAGUCGAUAUCUUCAGUUACAAAGGAUCGCCCAAUGAGACUCUUCAUUCUGGGCGCUCGUGCAGAAGCGCAAUUGCCUGGUCAUGUCUGGAAACAAUUACAGUUUCUGUUUCCUGAACAAAAUUUUGAAAUACAUUUCGUUGGACCAGAAUGUUUGUUGAACAAGGAGAAAUUUCAAUAUGUCACAUCCUCGACACCAGUUGUAAAAAGAAUUGAUGAAACUAUGUCCUUUGUUUAUCAUACAGAUUAUUUCCAUGUUUAUCAUGAAGCUCAAGACUUUUUCCCUUACGAUCCGUAUUUGGACGUGUUUUUCUGCUUUCAUCCAGGGUUUGGUGCUCCAGAAACUACUGCAACUUGGAUGGGUGACACGCUUAAAGCUUUAUUGGAGACCAAAUGUGCAAUUUUCACAACUGGUUUUAAUAAAACAGAUUUGACUCGAGACGUUGAAGUCAUCAAAUCAAAGUACGGUAAAGAAGUUGAUAUUUUAAUGGAACCGGCAAAAAAUGUUUUUGGUAGUACAAAAUGGGAAUUAAACGACAUGAAUCCGCAGGAAGUAUAUCAAUUCAAUAUGCACGUAAUGGGUUUUAGAGGUAAGAGGUAUCACGCUAUUGAAGUAUAA